AUGAAUGUGUUGACUGUGAUAAACACUUUUGAUGGGUCCGAAGAAGCUGUUAAGCCCGCGCCAGGUGGAAGACGACGGCGUUUAAACGAAGACAACCACGAACGUCAACAAACUAAGAAGAUGCGCUACUCUGGUGGAGGACGGAUCCCCACCAUUGGAUGUAAACACACCUCAGCUAAAUGCUUUUGCCAAGCAGAUAGAUUGACACCCGAUGACCUUGUCAUGAAUUUUCAGAAGUUUCAUGACAAACCUAAUAAGGUGGAUCAGGACGCGGCACUUCUUCACCUGAUGAGCGUAUCUGAGGUAAAACGGCAGCGUCAGAACGACGAAAACCGACAGAAGGGGAGGAAUGUCACCGUGAAAUACAGCCUGCUGUGGGAUGAGCACCCCAACAAAUUGCCAGUUUGCAAGGCCACAUUCCUGUCAGUUUUGGGAAUCAGCAAAGACCGGGCCUCCCGGGUUGCCCGGUAUUAUGCCGAGACUGCAGAGGCUCGUCCGGAGAGAAGAGGUGGUGCGAGAAACAUCGAGGGGAACGACAGUAGAAGGCAACUGAUCAUAAAUCACAUCAAGACCUUCACGUCCAGGGCCAGCCACUAUGGGCGGAGGGGAGCACCUGGGCGCAGGUAUCUGCCAGCUGACCUCAGUGUGCGCAGGAUGCAUGGGCUCUUUGAGGCUCUAAACCACGCACACACAAGCUACUCCCUCUACUACUCUGUUUUUGCCAAAAAUUUCAAUCUUGGCUUCGGCCACCCAGCAACUGAUGCAUGUUCUGAUUGUGCCAAAUACAAAUUCAGAAUCACAGAUCCAAAUAUGACAGAAGCAGAGAGGCAGAUAGAAUCUGCAUCAUUCAUUUUGCAUCGUCGUAGAGCUCGUGUUUUCUAUGACCUACUAGGCAGAGUUGCGAAGGAUUCUGUGUCUGUCUGCUUUGACAUGAUGCAGAAUCUGAUCCUUCCCAAAACUCCAAUAGGGCAGGCCUACUACUCUCGUCAGCUGUAUCUCUACCUGUUUGGUGUUGUAAGACACCAUGGAGAGAAUAGUCGGCAGCCAAAAGAGGAUGUCCAUCUCUAUGUGUGGCAGGAAAAUCAGGGUCCCAAGAACAGCAACAUGAUUCCAUCUGCUUUGAAUGACUGCUUCACAGUUCGCCUUGCCAGUCAAAUUCGCAGAUCCAAGGGGCUUCGGCUCUUCAGUGACUCGUGCUAUGGACAAAACAAAAAUAUGACCAUGGUCUCCAUGCUCAUGGAGCUAAGGCAAACCUUCCCCAAUCUUUGCAUCGAGCACACAUUUCCAGUCAGGGGGCACAGCUAUCUCCCCGCAGAUAGAGUUUUUGGCAGGAUUGAGCAGAAAAUCAGAAGGAUCGACACAAUUCUCCUGCCACAAGAAUACCAUGCCCUCCUGCAGCAGUUUGGUAAUGUGUACAUUUACGGCACAGACUGGAAGGCUUUUGAUUACAAGUCAGCUACAAAAGAGUGCGUGAAGGCGCAGAGAAGCUUCAAGAUCAGUGAAGCACGCAUGCUGGAUUUGAGUACCAACAAGGUUGGUAUAAAGGUGGCAUACAAUGGGGAGUACUGCUUCCACAGUGUGCUGAAACGGGGCAAACGGUGGGCUGACCUGAAACCUGCCAUUCUUGAAAGCCAAACCACAGUGAAGAAAGCAAAGAAGCAAGAUGUGGUUGCACUCCUGAAAGCAAUAGGUGUGUCUGAGGCAGUGAGCGCAUUUUAUAGUGAUGCACUAUCUGAUGUGAAUGAAAACGCUCACCAGAGUGACGAAGACCCAGAAUAA
Messenger RNA from Rhinichthys klamathensis goyatoka, 1779 nucleotides. RefSeq lists its product as uncharacterized. Bases 1 to 1779 code for a protein of 592 amino acids. The record is from RefSeq and is a predicted model, not a curated record. NCBI's taxonomy places the organism in Eukaryota, Metazoa, Chordata, Actinopteri, Cypriniformes, Leuciscidae. The transcript is spliced from 2 exons.